GUUCACAGUCGCUAGAAGGGAUCAUGUAGUCCGGGCCUGUACCUCAGCAAGCAGACCGAGCUCGAGAAGAUCAUCACUAUCAUAUCAUGUGAUUCAAUGACUUCCACCAGCACCACCACUACCACCGGCUCUCUGAUCUUUAGUGGGAUCCUCUUAGCCCUCGUAGCAGCCUUCAAGUUCAAUGUCUCCUCUUCCUCACACUCGAUCCCACGCGUCGGCCCAGUCGGAACGCUAGGCUACCUUCGCACACUUCUCCGGUCGGUUUUGGAAUCGCGCCAACUAGUGAACGAAGGACUGGAACAAUUUGGCGGAGGCCCAUUCAUCCUCCCAAGCAUGACCGGGAAUGCGUCGUUCUGGGCCCGCAGCAUGUUGCAGAGGUUCGCAAGGCGGACGAAAGAAUACUCAGCGCUGAAGUGCGGAACGACGAUGUCAGUGGUGUCAACGCCUCAAUACCACUCCGCAUAGUGGCCAUCGCUUACCACCACUCUGCCACUUAGAUCUUCCAGCCCCGCGUCCUGUUCGCGGGCCUCGACACGAAUGCACACCACUUCCUCAUCCUGCUCAUGCGCUCCGCCCUGCCGCGCUCCUACACAACGCUCGUCCCGGAGCUCGUCGAUGAAGCACAGCAUGUCGUCCCGUACGCUUUCGACACCGAUACGAACUACCCACUCUGGGAAAGCGUGGUGCACUUAGUCGCCCGAGUAGCAAACCGCGCGAUAAUCGGCGUGCCGGGGUGUCGCGACGAGGCGUUUUUGGCCCUCCAGGUGGCCGUCGCGGAACAAGCGAUCCCGGUGGCACAAGUCCUACGAUGGUUCCCAGUCGUGUGUCGUCCUUUCGUUUGGAGCGUGUUUUCCGCCCUAGCUGGCAGCAGGGAGUCAUGUCUCGCGAAACUGAUGCCGUACGUCCAACAGCGAGUCGUGGAUUCGGGAAAGGAAGAUCCGGCCACAGUACUCGAUCUACUCCUCAAGCAUGCACCCGAAUCGGAGCUAUCGGAUCUGCGCACUCUUGCUUUACGUGUGACGCAUCUGAACAUGGCGGCAAUCCACACCUCCUCAAUAUUUCUGACGCACUCCCUGUUCGAGAUAGCUCGGCUCCCGGCACCACAGUUGGCACUACUGAGACAGGAGAUGGAUGAUGCAGUCGCUGCUGAGGGGGGAAUCUGCUCGAAAGCUGCACUGUCUAACUUUCAUCUCCUCGACUCGCUUCUGAAGGAGGUCGGGCGGUAUCACAUGCAGGUUUCGGUCGGUUCAUCGCGUAUGGUAAUGCAACCAAUCACCCUCUCAGAUGGCACGCUCCUGCCAGCCGGUUGCGCAGUCUCACUGGCACACGAGCCAAUUCAUUUCGACACAAAAACGUAUCCCGAUCCGUAUACAUUUAAACCGUUCCGCUUUGCCCAUCUCCGGACCGCAGACGGGGACACCACAAGCAACGUCAAGCACACAUUUACCCAUCUGGCAAAUGAGUAUAUCGUGUUUGGGACCGGGCCCCGUGCGUGUCCUGGAAGAUUCUUCGCGUCGCUGACGAUCAAGAUUCUCGUCUACGAGAUUCUACGGGAGUUUGAUUUGGCUUUUCCCGAUGGAGCAAGCACGCAGCCGCAGCCGUUCGCUUUCAACGGAUUCAUUUUGCCGAACCAGAAAGCCACGCUGCGAUUUGUGAAGCGGGAUAUGAAAUGAGAAAUCGGGUAGCGAAUCUUUGUGAGAAUGGUGGGACAUACAGAAUUAUCUAAUCCGGGGCGGAGCCGUGCCAAUAUUGACUUUCUAUCUGUCUCUUCAGUCUCG
Mycena citricolor is the source of this 1778-nucleotide messenger RNA. Lineage: Eukaryota; Fungi; Basidiomycota; Agaricomycetes; Agaricales; Mycenaceae. The record is from the annotation of a GenBank genome assembly.